Messenger RNA from Mustela erminea (ermine), 5826 nucleotides. RefSeq names its product STIL centriolar assembly protein (gene STIL). NCBI's taxonomy places the organism in Eukaryota, Metazoa, Chordata, Mammalia, Carnivora, Mustelidae. The record is from RefSeq and is a predicted model, not a curated record. Gene Ontology annotation, biological process: mitotic spindle organization; protein localization to centrosome; smoothened signaling pathway. Gene Ontology annotation, cellular component: centrosome; centriole. The coding region runs from base 616 to 4443 and encodes 1275 amino acids. The transcript is spliced from 17 exons.
CCCCGGAACUUAACCGUUGACCAAAAUGUAGUGUUUAAAUCCUUCGGUAUUGAUCCCGGAGAACGGGUGGCGCACUCUUUUCUCCAAUGAGGCUUGGCAUUGGCCAAGCGCCGGAUUGGUGCGGAAAGCUGAUUGGCUGGUGUAUCAUCACGUCGGCGGCGACCGUGCGUGUUGCUUCUGGCACCGCCCCUGCCCCUGAUGGGUCGGAUUUCUGACCAGUCAGUAGGCGCGGCGCGGGCUUCGGUUUCGCGAGGCUGUUUGCCGCCUCGGUUCCCGCGACCCCAACGUCCCGGAGGCGGGGCGGAGGCGGCGGAGGCGCUCCUUGGAGGCGACCGCUGUUCCGGCCCAACAAACAGACCCGGCUGGGCGGAGGAAGCAGUGAGUGGGGCUUUGUGUUCUGGAUUCUCUCGAAGGGCGGCAGCGGAACUAGGAGGACGGUGGGAACUUUCAGGGCCCUUUGGUGGAUUCAGCCCUCCUGGAGCCUGGGGCCGAUGACGUGAAGGGAAACUAGUGGGAGAAAUCAGUCAAGCGGACCACGAAUUCCCUAGGAACGAUUCCCUAGGAAUCGUUAGGAUUCUGAGUAUUUGAAAUUGAAUACAUAAUUCACCAACUGUCAUGGAGCCUACAUCUUCUCUUGCAGGGCCCCAGAUGAAUACCAGGUUUCCUUCAAGCAGGAUGGUACCUUUCUACUUUCCUCCAUCAAAAUAUGCACUUUGGAACCCAAUCCCAACUGGAGAUUUCAUCUACUUACACCUCAAUUACUACAGAAAUCCAAAGCUUGUAGUAACUGAAAAGACCAUCCGACUUGCUUGUCGUCAUGCUAAGCAGAAUAAAAAAAGCCUGCCAUGCUUUUUACUUGGUUCUCUCAUAGUAGAUGAAGAUGAAGAAAGUGUGACAUUGACAGUAGAUCGUUUUGAUCCUGGUAGAGAAAUACCUGAAUGCUUAGAGAGAACCCCUACUGCUUCUCUUCCUGGGGACUUUGUGAUUCCAUGCAAAAUUCAUACUCAUGGACUUUGUUCAAAAGAAUUAAUAGUCCAUGAUGCAGAUGACUUCAGUUCAGCUUUUAAGGCUCUGCAGCACCAUGUAUGUAGCAAAGAUUCCUUGGAUUGUGGUAAACUGCUUUCCCUAAGAGCUCAUAUUACUUCCAGGGAAAGUUUGGACAUUGUGGAUUUGGAUUUGCAUUGGGCAGCGGUAACUCUGGCAAACACCUUUAAGUGCACACCUAUAAAGCCCAUCCCCAUUAUUCCAACAGCUCUGGCAAGAAACUUGAGUAGUAAUCUGAAUAUUUCUCAAGUUCAAGGUACCUAUAAAUCUGGGUAUCUCACCAUGGAUGAAACACGCAAAUUGUUACUUUUGCUGGAAUCAGAUCCCAAGGUUUGUUCUCUACCAUUAGUGGGAAUUUGGCUAUCUGGAAUUAUACAUAUCUAUAGUCCUCAGGUAUGGGCUUGCUGCUUACGAUACAUGUUUAGUUCUUCUAUUCAAGAAAGGGUUUUUUCCGAAUCUGGAAAUUUCAUUAUAGUUCUAUAUUCUGUGACACAUAAGGAUCCUGAAUUUUAUGAAUGCCUCCCGUGUGAUGGCAGGUCAUCUGACCUUCAGUUCCAGCUACUAACCAGCAAGGAAACAUUACGUCUUUUCAAAAAUGUUGAACCUUCUGACAAGAACUCACUCCAUUUUGAGCUGACUGCUGAAAGCCAAAAUGCAGAAACAGAGUUUUUCAACAAGGUUUCCAAGCAUCUUUCAACUGAAAGGUCCUCCCAAAAGUUAUCUCCAGGAAAAAUGCCAAUAAAUGAUCGUGAUUCUGGUGUUGAAGAUGAAGAUUUUUCUCCAAGACCAAUUCCUAGUCCUCACCCUGUGAGUCAGAAGGUUUCUAAGAUCCAGCCAUCAGUUCCUGAACUUUCCCUUGUUUUGGAUGGCAAUUUCAUAGAAUCAAAUCCUUUGCCUAAGCCAUUGGAAAUGGUGAAUAAUGAAAAUCCUUCUUUGUUGAUUAACCACUCUGAACACUUGGAGCCAUUGCAACCCCAGCUUUACGAUGACAAAAGAGGCCUGGAAGCUGAAGCUGGAGAGCUUUCCUUGAAAGGGUCACCAAAUCAAUUAACCCAGAGCACUGUUCCUUUGAGACACAGCAAAGUAAGACAGCCAUCCACCUGUAAGAAUGGGAACGCCCAUAUCAAGAACAGUAUUAAAGCAUCUUCUCUUAAUAGACCACCUUCUGAUUCAAAUGUACACAAAGAAGAAUAUCCUGUAAGAUCCUCCACAUUAAAUUCCAAGCAGUCUUCUCUUGCCUCAGGGUCCCACCCACACAAUUUGGUUUUUUCAUCCCAUAAUUCAGGAAGACCAAUGGAACUUCACAUACCUACUCCACCACCGUCUUACUGUCCUAUGAAUGUUUGCAGUUGUUGUCAGCAUCAUGCCCACGUGCAGUAUAGUCCAGUAAAUUCUUGGCAAGGAGUGAAUACAGUAGGGUCUGUUCAAGACCUCCAGUCUGAAGCCAUUCACAAGCAUUCAUUAGUUCACCUAGGUGGAUGUCCAGCUCUGUACCCUAAUGCAUUCUGUUCUUCAAGUAGUCCUGUAGCCUUGAGACCUCAGGGAAACAUGGGUGGUUGCUCUCCCCACAACAAUGUAGAACCAUCGCCUGUGGCAAGACAGCCUUCACAUGUAGACUCCUGUAACCCACCGCCUUGUGCAGUAUGCAUGCACACACCCAGGACUGGCUUAGAUAAUGGAAUGAUGGGACUGUCUCCAGAUGCAUAUAGGUUCCUCACAGAACAAGACAGACAGCUAAGACUGCUUCAGGCACAGAUUCAGCGUUUGUUGGAAGCACAGUCUCUACAGCCCUGUUCCCCUAAGACAACCUCUGCUGAAGACACGGUGCAAGCUGCAAGACAGAUGGAGCUGGUUUCCAUGGAAGCACAGUCUUCCCCUGGCUUGCACAUGAGAAAAAGUGUAAGCAUUGCUGUGAGCACAGGUGCCAGCUUGUUUUGGAAUGCAGCAGGCGAUGGUCAAGAGCCUGAAUCUCAGCUGAGGCAAGAUGAUACCAAGAUUUCCAGUGAGGACAUGAAUUUUUCUGUUGAUAUUAAUAAUGAAGUUACAAGUCCACCAGGUAGCGCGUCUUCAUUGAAAGCAGUUGAUAUUCCCAGCUUUGAAGAAAGCAACAUUGCUGUGGAAGAAUUUAAUCAACCACUUUCUGUAUCCAACUCCUCUCCAGGUGUGAGAAAAGAACCUGAUGUGCCUGUGUUCUUUCCGAAUUCCAUGCUGGCAGAAAAUGUAAGCAUGUGCUUAAAGAGUGGACCAACAGAGGGUGCCAGUAACCACUCUGUAACAUCAGGGGAACCAAAAAUUGAGCAAGUAAUGCAACCCUUGCCUCAUCAACCUACAGAUAAUCAGAAAAUAUACCAGGAUUUAUUGAGUCAAGUGAACCACCUACUGAAUAACUCCUCCAAAGAGACUGAGCAGCCAUCGACCAAAGCAGUAAUUAUCAGCCAUGAGUGCACCAGAACACAAAAUGUUUACCAUACAAAGAAAAAAAAACGUGAUUCAGGUCUGGUAGACAAAGAUUGUGUUCUUAAUGCAACCCUUAAACAACUAAGAAGCCUUGGGGUAAAAAUUGAUUCUCCCACUAAAGUGAAUAAAAAUGCACAUAAAGUGGAUCACGCCAGUGUGUUGGCAUGCAUAAGCCCUGAAGCAGUGAUUUCUGGAUUAAACUACAUGUCAUUUGCUAAUGUUGGCAUGAGUGGCUUAAGCCCCAGCGGUGUGGAUUUGAGCAUGGAGGCAAAUGCUAUAGCUCUGAAGUACUUAAAUGAAAAUCAGCUGUCACAACUCUCUCUCACUCGAUCAAACCAAAAUAACUGUGAUUCAUCUUUUAGCCUUCUGCAUAUUAAUACAGACAGAAGCACUGUGGGGCUUAGUUUAAUUUCACCAAACAACAUGUCAUUUGCAACCAAAAAAUAUAUGAAGAGAUAUGGACUCAUACAAAGCAGUGACAACAGCGAAGAUGAAGAAGAGCCUCCAAACAAUACUGAGAGCAAGAGUGAACAUUUAUUGACUCAGAACCUUACAUCCGCACCUGAACAACUUGACUGUCAGAAAGAGCCUUCUAGGAAUGCCUGUGAAAUCAUUAAUCGUUAUGACUGUGAAGCCGGGAGCACCCACACAGACACGCCAGUAUUGAGAAAUAUUACAAAUGAUGUUGUUCAGCCAAAAGCAACGCAGCAAUUGGAUGAAAACCCAGCUUUCUUACUAAAAAACCAUAAACCAAGUCCUGCAAUGAACCUCCGAACCGGAAAAGCAGAGUUUACCCAACAUCCUGAGAAAGAAAAUGAAAGGGACACCCCAAUUCUUCCCAAAGGUUUGAAACCUGAAACUUUAAAGCAAAUGAGUAGUAUGAAUUCAGUAGGCACCUUCUUAGAUGUAAAGCGGCUCAGACAGUUGCCAAAAUUAUUUUAAACCUUAAACUUGCCACCCUCCUGUUUCAAGGAUAGGGGGUCUCUCUUGAAGAGGCUUAGGGAAUCCGGAGCCUUUGGUAGUUUGGGGGAUACCCUCAGCAUUCUAGGGGCCAGUCUGUUUCUUGGUGGCAGCUGACUGCAAAGAGCUGAACAGGUGACCCGAUAGUCGGUGAGAUGGUGCGAGCGUAGAGGAGGGAGAAGUGCUCUGUUCACGGAGAAGCAUUCAGCAUCCCUGCAGCCGUUGUUAAAACAAAUCCUGAGAUCACUUAUUUGGACAGAUAUAGGUAAACCAGUACUAUCCAACUCUGAAUCUGAACUGCUGUUUUAUACUGUAAAUUGUGAGAAGUAACUCCAUUUUCCUAGUGGGUUGCAUCUCUCCAUCUGCCCAGUUUCACCUGAAAUAACGUAAAAUAAACUUAUCAUGACCCUGGCUAAAUUAGCUAAAUCAGCCCUUAUUGAAUUUAAGGGGAAGGUUUUAUUUUUAAAAAUAACUUUAAGAUCUUUUAUACAAUGAGUAUAUAUAUGUUCUCAAUUAAGAUCAUAUUUGUUAAAAUCUGUGGAGGUGGAUCUUUUGCAGUCUGGUGGUUUGAUGUUAAUGUAACAUUUUCAGCUUAUAGCACUAGCUAUCACAAAAUAAGAAAAUUAUUGAACAUAAGUUGUUUUAUAAACUUUGAGUAUUUCAAGUGUUUUCAUAUUUUUUAAUAGAACUUAAUAAAAAUGUCUAGAUUUACUCUUUUCCUCUAUAGCAUAUCCGUCUCCCCUUGUUGUUAAAAAACUGAUUUGACUCCCCAAAACUUAAAAAAUAAUAACACAGUUUAGGUAUACCCUUUACCCAGUGACCCCACAAUUAUGGUGUCUUACAUAACUGUAGCAAAUGAUCAAAACCAAGAAAUUGACAUUGGGUGUGAUAUUAGUAACUAAACCACAGGCCUUGCAGGUUUCACAGGUUUCUACAUGCACUCAUUUAUUUACUUUUUGGUGUAUAAGUGUGUGAAAUUUUGUCACUUAUUACAGACUUGUAUACCCUCCACCGCAAUCAGCAUACAGAACUGUUCCAUCACCACAAAGAAACUCCCUAGUGCUGCCCCUUUAGAAUACAAUCCACCCCCCCAGCCCUAAUCCCUGACAACCAAUGGUCUGUUCUCCAUCACUAGAAUGUUGUCAUUUUGAGGACAUCAAUAUAAAUGGCAGCACAGUGUACAACUUUUUGAAAUUGGUUUUUACUAAGCAUGAGGUCCUUGAGAUCCAUCCAAGAUGUUAGUGUUGCUUCCUUUUUUUCUCCCACCUUCUUAAAUAUAAAGUUUUUAAUUUUUAUUUCUAAAUAUAAAUGGAAAAAGCCCUCAUUGACUUGAGAAAUAAAGCUCUUCUGCUGAAGUUAACUUAA